Messenger RNA from Schistosoma mattheei, 483 nucleotides. The record is from the annotation of a GenBank genome assembly. NCBI's taxonomy places the organism in Eukaryota, Metazoa, Platyhelminthes, Trematoda, Strigeidida, Schistosomatidae.
AUGAUGAUUAUGAUGAUGAUGAUGAUGAUGAUGAUGAUGAUGAUGAUGAUGAUGAUGAUGAUGAUGAUGAUGAUGAUGAUGAUGAUGAUGAUGAUGAUGAUGAUGAUGAUGAUGAUGAUGAUGAUGAUGAUGAUGAUGAUGAUGAUGAUGAUGAUGAUGAUGAUGAUGAUGAUGAUGAUGAUGAUGAUGAUGAUGAUGAUGAUGAUGAUGAUGAUGAUGAUGAUGAUGAUGAUGAUGAUGAUGAUGAUGAUGAUGAUGAUGAUGAUGAUGAUGAUGAUGAUGAUGAUGAUGAUGAUGAUGAUGAUGAUGAUGAUGAUGAUGAUGAUGAUGAUGAUGAUGAUGAUGAUGAUGAUGAUGAUGAUGAUGAUGAUGAUGAUGAUGAUGAUGAUGAUGAUGAUGAUGAUGAUGAUGAUGAUGUUGAAACAAGUUAUUAACAUGAAAAACACUUCGAUUUACAACAGAGGUAUUAAUGUUAACAUGUGA